AGAAAAUUGAAAUGUCUGCUUUGACCAAUCUCACGGCCGUUCUGGUCCUUUAUUCUCUUUCUGAACGGGCGAUCCUCUCGUGAAGACUUCCUUUGUUGUUUCACGCUUGAUGGUAAAACAAUAGGAUUCAGUAAUGAAUUCGUUGUGGUCAGAAAUCCAAUGUUAAUUUUGCGCUAGACGAGUAACUGGUACAUGCGUGCGGUUCUAAUUACAGUCUCAUCGAGGCUACAUUGCUUAUGCUGUUCCGUGCAGUCAUUGAUUGCUAGACUUCCUGAAUAGUCAAGACUGCAACGAAUAAUACACUGGUUUGAGAUAUGGAACAGUAGUACCUUUGGUGUAGACAUCUCACGAAUACCAAACAUGGAAUUGUAUCUUGUUUCUUAAGUUACGUUUCUUUUCUUUAUUUCGAAAAAGACUCAACUUUCACAUUUAUACUCCUUCCCUGUCUCUUUCAGCUAGAUUGUGACACAUAUUAACAUUGCUACAUCAUUGACCAGAGAAAAUGAUCUAUGACAGGACCAGAAAGAGAGGGAGUAACAAGCCUGGAAAGGGGAAAUUUCGAAAUUCGGAGUCAUGUGUACUAUAUCACACGAUUGUGUCUCUGACACUAGAGAUCGACUGUUGUCCCGACACCAGUGCUAUGAAUAUCCGAUGCUUUUUACAGACUACCUACGCGAUCAGGCUCAUUUCUAUUGUCCACACGUUGAAAGCGGUCAAGAAAAUUCCUCCAACCUGAAAGCGACGGACAUUGAGCAAAUUGUCGAUUGAACGGAAGCCCACGGAAGCUUGCUGCGAUGCGAACUUAGUUGACGCACUCAUCGGCAUUUCUGAGACGUUUUUGGGUCAGGAAGCCCUAUCAAGCUAAAUGGAAACUUUCAGAAGCUUUACCGGAGACAAAGCAGAAGUUGCGAGGUCAUCGAAGGAGAGGUGGACGUCCGUGCGUUCCUAGAUGAAGGACCUCUAGCGACGUUAAGAAUAAUCAUGGCAGAACUCAAUUCCCCGAUUAUAAUUCACCGUAAACGCACACCAUCUGAAAUGUUUCAGGCGGUGGUGGACUAUAAGAUCUCGACAUCCAAUGGUGAGAAAGCACUGGUCGAGGCUAUCAGUCCAUGUGUUUUUGAGGAAGGUGAGAGGGAGGAAGUACCUCAAGUUAAACGUGCCAAGCUUUAGGAUAAACUUGGAUCAGCCGACAGAACCGAAUGAACAGAAAGUGAUGCAUAAGAGUCGCGGUGUAGGCGUGGUGCCGUUCCUCACUUACUCGGCCGUCGAACAGCGAGAAUAAUACCAGACCAUUCCGUGCAUUAUUGGGGGUGAUGCUAGCCGUUGUAAUGAAUAUCAAUGCUUCAUCCAACGUUGGCAUGUAGGCUCGGCUUGUUGAAGUCCCAGAGGAUGAAGAGCCUGCACCACUCGUUCAAGAUACCUCGUGUCUACAGUCUAGGACGGCAAUCCAUUAGUGCAGCACUCAACUAUAUGAAUGCAAUUGUUCACAAAAAUGAACGUGUAAUACCA
Fomitiporia mediterranea MF3/22 is the source of this 1509-nucleotide messenger RNA. RefSeq lists its product as uncharacterized. The record is from RefSeq and is a predicted model, not a curated record. The coding region runs from base 982 to 1170 and encodes 62 amino acids. The transcript is spliced from 5 exons. Lineage: Eukaryota; Fungi; Basidiomycota; Agaricomycetes; Hymenochaetales; Hymenochaetaceae.